UUCUUUCUGAGUUCUGUAACUGUGACUGUUUUCUGCUUUGUGUGUUAUAUAUUAUCAUUGUUUUUGCUCAUUGGGGCUCUUCCCUUUGCCAACAUCAUACCUUUUCUUCUCCUUUUCUGCUUUCAUGUUCCUUGCUUUAUUAUACUUUUACAAGUUCUCUUGAUUCUCUUUCAUUUCUCUUCACUGAAAUGGUUUGAAAACCAUGGAAAUUCGAACCUGUAAGUGUUCAUUUCACUGGUUUCAGCCAUUUUUAAGCUUGAAACCAAGUGAAAAUCAUAGCUUUUUGUUUGAUUCUCGUUCGUCCAUGGAUCUUUAGAACAAGUGGGGUUUUCUCAAAUGAUAUUAAAAAACUGUCUUUGACAAUGGUGGACACAGUGCACUUAGUUUUUUCCAACGUGGGUCUGACGAUGGACAAGUCACCGCUCGCAGGAUCAUGAGGACAAGGAUUUCUUUUUUAUUGUUUUCUAUUCCUGCCUCACAUGGCAGCUUAUUUAAUGACCUGUUCUUGCCUUUUAUUUUACUUUCCCUCAUGCAUCACUUUCUUGAUUCGCUAUAAACUAUGGCUUAAAAUCAUUUGUUUAAUCAGCCGUUUCUUGUUUUGUUCAGCUUGUUUGACUGCAAAAAAACAUUCAAAGUCUUAACAUAUUGCGAUGAUGUUCUGUUGAAUCCCAAGAUAUCAAAAUGGGUGGUUGUGUCUCUACAAGCAGCCAUAGUACUUGUAGUAGCCAGAGCAAUGGUGAAUCAGUUUCUUCUUCAUGUAUGGGAAUUAGAUUUCGAGGUCGAAAGCGAUCGAACUCCGACCAUGUUUAUGUUCUUCAGAAUCUUCCUUCAGCUCCCAACAGGAUCUUCUUGAAUGGAAAGAGUAAUUCUUCUUGUAUUUUCACGCAACAAGGUCGCAAGGGCGUAAACCAGGACGCCAUGGUUGUGUGGGAAGAUUUCAUGUCGGACGACACGAUCUUUUGUGGGGUUUUUGAUGGUCAUGGACCUUACGGUCACCUUGUUUCUCGACGAGUGAGGGAUACAUUGCCUAUAAAGUUGCUGUCGUUUUUUCAGUCUCCUCAGUUAAAGCAGAAUGUCUCUGGUAAAACCUGUUUCCAGAGGAAUUUGAAGACAUCUCGAGAAUGUGACGAUUCUGAGAAGGAUUGUUUUAUCGAGGACUCGCAGAAUUCGGUAUGGCGAGAUGCGUUCUUGAACUCGUAUAAAGCUAUGGAUAAGGAGUUGAGAUCACAUCCUAAUCUGGACUGCUUUUGUAGUGGUAGUACAGCAGUCACCAUAGUUAAACAGGGGUCAAAUCUGUUCAUGGGGUACAUCGGGGACUCUCGAGCAAUCCUUGCCUCGAAGGACGCCAAUGAUUCGACAGUGGCGGUCCAGUUGACUGUGGAUCUUAAGCCAGAUUUGCCAAGAGAAGCUGAAAGAAUAAAACGGUGUAAAGGUAGGGUGUUUGCAUUGCAAGAUGAGCCUGAAGUGCCAAGGGUGUGGUUACCUUUCGACGAUGCGCCCGGUUUAGCCAUGGCUCGUGCUUUUGGAGACUUCUGUUUGAAAGAAUAUGGAGUUAUCUCUAUACCUGAAUUCUCACAUCGAACCCUCACCGAUGCUGAUCAGUUCGUCGUUCUUGCAUCAGACGGGGUAUGGGAUGUGUUGAGCAAUGAAGAGGUGGUUGACAUAGUGGCCUCGGCCUCAUCCCGGGCAUCAGCUGCGAGAUCCGUGGUGGACUCUGCUGCUCGUGAAUGGAAACUAAAAUACCCGACCUCGAAAAUGGAUGAUUGUGCUGUUGUCUGCUUGUUUUUGGAUGGGAUGAUGGACUCCGAAUCCGAUUGUGAUGAACAAGGCUUCUCAUCUGCAACGUCGCGUAGUAUCCAUUCGGGUGCUGCUAUCGAAUCCGAUGAUGGCCAGAAGUCUGAGCCAUGUCUGCAAAGGAAUAACACUGUCAGAUCAUCUGAGGACAACAAAACUUAUGGGGGAUUAGCUGAUGAUGACAGAGAGAUUGGUGAAGCUGUACCUGCGGAAGAUCAAAACUGGUCGGGUUUGGAAGGCGUCACUCGAGUGAACUCGCUCGUUCAACUUCCUAGAUUUUCCGACAAAAGUCCAGUGUCUUAGGAUUUAUAGAAUUCUAGAAUUGUGAACUAAAAAAUGUUUCAAACUGCUGCAAGGUUACAGGUUUGUGCAGGUACACAUUUUUGCCACCACCAUAUGAUGAAUUGCACAAAAGUGAACUGCUUUCAUAGAUCAACUAAUCUUCAAAGCUCACUCACAUUGCAAUCAAA
Cucurbita pepo subsp. pepo (vegetable marrow) is the source of this 2264-nucleotide messenger RNA. RefSeq names its product putative protein phosphatase 2C 52. Lineage: Eukaryota; Viridiplantae; Streptophyta; Magnoliopsida; Cucurbitales; Cucurbitaceae. Gene Ontology annotation, molecular function: protein serine/threonine phosphatase activity. The record is from RefSeq and is a predicted model, not a curated record. Gene Ontology annotation, biological process: protein dephosphorylation.